GCGCAUCCAGAAAUGUUUCAUAUUUUUUGCGUGCAGUCAAAAAAAACCUUGUAAUAUUUUCCCACCUCAGCAUUUCAGCAACCCACUGUCUGUUCUCUUGACUUUACUUCCCUUCCCUUGCCAACCAGUUUCAGAGAGACAACAAAACCAUGGGCAAGCAAAACGACAGCGUUCCGUCAUCGGCUCAAGGGUUCAAGCUCGUUGGAUUCUCUAACUUCGUCAGAACCAACCCUCGCUCCGACCUUUUCAACGUCAAGCGCUUUCACCACGUCGAGUUCUGGUGCAGCGAUGCUUCCAAUACGGCUCGUCGUUUCUCCUGGGGACUUGGAAUGCCCAUCGUUGCCAAAUCUGAUCUCUCCACCGGCAACGUCACCCACGCUUCCUAUCUCCUUCGCUCCGGCGACCUGAACUUCCUCUUCACUGCUCCUUACUCUCCUUCUAUUGCUUCCAUGGAGGGGUUUUCUCACACUGCGACCGCAUCUAUCCCCACCUUCAAUCACGAAGCUUGCCGGAAUUUCUCCGCCAAGCACGGUCUCGGUGUCCGAGCUGUCGCCAUACAAGUUGAAGACGCAGAAAUUGCGUUCAAUACUAGUGUUGCGCACGGCGCCAUACCCUUGGGCGGACCAAUUACUCUAGAUAAUCGUGCUGUUGUGGCAGAAGUUCAUUUGUACGGGGAUGUCGUUUUGCGAUACAUUAGUUACAAGAACUCAAACCAAAACCGUGAUGAUUCUAGUCCCGAUAGUUGGUUUCUGCCAAAAUUUGAAUCAGUAGACGCGGCGUCAUCGUUUCCGUUGGACUACGGGAUUCGGCGAUUGGACCAUGCUGUUGGAAACGUACCGGAAUUAGCUCCGGCAGUCUCUUACAUCAAAGGGUUCACCGGCUUUCACGAGUUCGCUGAGUUCACGGCGGAGGAUGUGGGGACUAGUGAGAGCGGAUUGAACUCGGUGGUUUUGGCGAAUAACGAAGAGACAGUGUUGCUGCCACUGAAUGAGCCAGUGUUUGGCACGAAGAGGAAAAGUCAGAUACAAACUUACUUGGAGCACAACGAAGGAGCUGGACUGCAACAUUUGGCGUUGGUGAGUGAAGAUAUAUUCAAGACAUUGCGGGAAAUGCGGCGGAGGAGCAGUAUUGGAGGAUUUGAGUUUAUGCCGUCUCCGCCGCCAACAUAUUACCGGAAUUUGAAGAACAGGACUGGGGAUGUUUUGAGUGAUGAGCAGAUAAAGGAGUGCGAGGAGCUGGGAAUUUUAGUGGAUAGGGAUGAUCAGGGGACCUUGCUCCAGAUUUUCACCAAGCCUGUAGGCGAUAGGCCAACCAUCUUUAUAGAGAUAAUUCAAAGAGUAGGCUGCAUGCUCAAGGAUGAGACGGGGAAAGAAUACCAGAAGGGCGGAUGCGGAGGAUUUGGCAAGGGAAACUUUUCAGAGCUGUUCAAGUCAAUCGAGGAAUACGAGAAGACACUUGAAGCCAAACGAACUGCAGAAGCAACUUCUGCAUGAAUAUCAACUUGCUACACCAUCUACCAUUGUAACCUUAUUGAAACAAUGUAGCUGUGUUAUUUCAGUAAUUAGCGAAACUAAUACCAAAGAAUAAGAUGAUAAGAAGCUUUAUGGGUGUUGGCUGUGAACAACUACUCAAUAAGAUGAAGAAACUUCUUGGUUGUUUCCUGUAACAAACUCACUGAGUGCCUCACUCUUGUCAAAAUUUUAUGAUUCAAAUCUAUUUUUCAA
Molecule: messenger RNA, 1724 nt
Organism: Manihot esculenta (cassava)
Lineage: Eukaryota; Viridiplantae; Streptophyta; Magnoliopsida; Malpighiales; Euphorbiaceae
Product: 4-hydroxyphenylpyruvate dioxygenase
Exons: 2
Coding region: 150-1493 (447 amino acids)
Biological process (GO): L-tyrosine catabolic process
Molecular function (GO): 4-hydroxyphenylpyruvate dioxygenase activity
Source: RefSeq, a predicted model, not a curated record